AUGUCGACCUCGACCCACUCCACAAAGCGUGCAAGGUUGGACAGCGAGCACCUGGACGACAGUAGCUCAAGCGCACACACCGAGGUCGCUCGGUGCGGUGACUUUGAAGUCACCACCUCUGACAACGUCCGCUUCUUCGUUCCCUCCUACCACCUGUUCAGCUCCAGCUCAGUAUUCCGCGACGCGCACCACAUGGACAACGACGCUGGCGGCAAGCACCAGCUCACCUUUACGGAUCCAGUUUACGAGGCGAGCCACGUAUUUGCCCUCUAUCUCCAACUCGUCUCGCAUGGCGAGCUCCACGUCGAUCGCCACCUCAAGUACUGGAAAGGUCUGGUUGUCUUCCUCGACAAGUGGGAUUGCCAACAGCCCCUCCAGCUCCUAUGUGCUAGACUCGGCAUGGCAGUCCAGAGCAAGCACUCGCGGGUUGCCACACUAGAAGCGUUCAUCGUGGCCUGCAUGGCGCGGGACGACAACCUCUGCGCCCUGAUACUUACGUCGCGGCGCAACUCGAAAUGGAGGAGCGUAAAAGAAGGCGCUGGGGGCAAGAAGUACGAGCUCUCACAUCACCGCAAAGAGAGCCUCUGGGACCCCAGGUUCUGGCCUGCCUACCUCUGGUCGUCCGGGGUCUCAAACACAUACCUGUACGCUGUGGCACGGGCGUUUGGGGACCACGGGACCGACGAGACGCUGGCAGAAGGGUUCUUGCACUAUCUCGCGCAAAUCCCGCGGCGCAACCCUCAUGCUUGA
This is a messenger RNA of Cutaneotrichosporon cavernicola, 750 nucleotides long. RefSeq lists its product as uncharacterized. Lineage: Eukaryota; Fungi; Basidiomycota; Tremellomycetes; Trichosporonales; Trichosporonaceae. The record is from RefSeq and is a predicted model, not a curated record. The transcript has 4 exons. The coding region runs from base 1 to 750 and encodes 249 amino acids.